This is a messenger RNA of Pyricularia oryzae 70-15, 1860 nucleotides long. Its product is annotated as lipid phosphate phosphatase 1. The record is from RefSeq and is a predicted model, not a curated record. Bases 492 to 1469 code for a protein of 325 amino acids. NCBI's taxonomy places the organism in Eukaryota, Fungi, Ascomycota, Sordariomycetes, Magnaporthales, Pyriculariaceae. The transcript has 2 exons. Gene Ontology annotation, molecular function: phosphatidate phosphatase activity. Gene Ontology annotation, biological process: phospholipid metabolic process.
UGCCAAUCUCUAGGUCCCGCUCUCAAUCACCAGAACGGUCAGCAUCAAGCAGCAGCCGAUUUUCGUCUACCUGCAACCGUCGCGCGUCCACUCGGUACGGGACCAUGCCUCGCCUUGGCUCUAUGUUUCGCCGCCGGCCGCGCGAUAACGAUGAGUCCCCGACACUUCCAACGCACAACGGUCAUUGGAGACGCGGGCGCAGCGGCCGCGAUCGCAUCCAGGUUCAGCCAUAUACUAUGAAGAAACGUCCAACUUUUCUCGAAUGGCUCAAGAUAUCAGCUCUUGACAUUAUCACUCUCAUAGUUAUGGCUAUUCUUUCUUACGUUUUCUUCACUCGCGACGCAGUCGGCCACAGGACUUUUCCAAUCACAUUUUCUCAAACAACUGCCAACUCCCCAAGCACCACCAGCCAAGGAUCUGGCGACAUUGUCUACCCACAAUUCGCACAUCCCUAUCGCCCUCAAAUCAUCUCGUCGGAACAAGCCGGCGUGAUGGCAAUCGCCACGCCGAUCAUUGUCUUUCUGCUGGCCCAGAUCCGCAUUCGAUAUUUCUGGGACCUCAACAAUAGCGUUUUCGGUGUUCUCUACGCUGUCGUCGGAGGGACUCUGUUUCAAGUCAUCAUAAAAUGGUUGAUAGGUGGUCUUCGCCCUAAUUUCCUUGAUGUCUGCAAGCCGGACAUAUCGAGAGCCAGCAGGCCUGGUGGGAACUCGACUGGACUAGAGGGGACUGGCUUCGGCGGAAUCAUGUACACCUUUGAGAUUUGCUCCGUCAUGGACGACGAGGAGAAGCGAAGAGGUGUUUUUAAUGCUCUGCAAUCCUUCCCAUCGGGCCAUACCACGACAUCCUUUGCCGGUUUUAUAUUCCUCUAUCUGUAUCUGAACGCCAAACUAAAGGUCUUUUCCAACUAUCACCCUUCAUUCUGGAAACUGGCCCUAACAUAUGCGCCUGUCCUGUGCGCGACUCUCAUCGGCGGCUCCCUCACCGUCGACCAAAGUCACAACUGGUACGACGUUGUAGCGGGUGCUAUCAUCGGCACGGUGUUUGCCUUUUCGGCAUACCGAACCGUGUACGCUGCUGUUUGGGACUGGCGCAUUAAUCACAUCCCCCUCCACCGGGAGGAACCGCUCAUCCUUGACGAUAAGACCGUGGGUUUAAGGUGGACCAUGACGAGGCGGGCCGGCUGGGGCAAGCCUCCCAAGGCGCCCAGGGGAGGCCUGGAUAAGACUCUGCCUGCGCCGGUCACCGAAGCCAGGAAUAGGUAUUCCAUGUCACCGGGCAGGACGGGAGAAGUAGUGAGUCCCAUGGAGUCAGGUUCGGGUGCGGGUACAGGUGGCGCUGCGACUGGCCCACCCCCAGCUCCGUUCGCCUCCAGACCUCGCAGCGGUUCCGACAUGAGCAUUCCGAGAAAGGCUGUGGGAUCGGGGAACAGUAGACACAGUCGGCAUAUGUCUGGCGACGAUAUGGUCUAACCUCUUUUUGUUUCUACUUUGUUUCUUCUCUUGCUGUUCGCGGCCCGGCCCUUUGCUUUAAAUGUUUAUAUUUCUAUUUUCUCCAACACUGCCAUCCGUUUACCUGACUUGGGAACAUGCUGCUGGGCCGUGAGCUUACUGUACAGUCUGUUCUCCAAUCACGUCUACAAUGAGCCGUGUCGCUUUACGUCGGGAACUUUACACUUGGUUGACAAAACUGACAUGGUGUGGUGGGACAUCCAAUUGAGCCCGGCAUUUUUUCACUAAUAAUACCUAAUUCGUACCAUAUCACAAUCACAAACCUGCUUUUGAGGAGGAAGUAUUCAUUAAUUUGUACAUAAGCUUUUCCUCAGAAAGGUCGUGCUGCUCAAACGGCGGGUAACAUUCUGUG